AUGUUACCAAAAUAAAAUGCAUCUUCUUAUAUUAUGGUUCUUCCAAGUAGUAAUUAAUCUUACAUAUCCACUGAACAACCAUUCAUUUAAAAAUCUACUGUAUUACCUGAAUCUAAGAGUAAAAUGAUAAUACCUUACAAUAUGACUCCAUUAGUAAAGGUAUUGAAAUGUUCUGAAUUUAGUUGUUUGAACCAGUUAAGACCAAAUUCAUUCCAAGAGAUGCAAUAAAUCAAUCAAUUCAAUAUUUUAAUGAACCUGCUGAAUACUCUUAAGCAGAAAUCGAUUUACUUGAUUAAUCUUUAGAUAAAUCAAUUUAAUAGCAUCAUUAAGAAACUUAUGAUCCAUUAUAACCUGUUUAAAUGCCAUAAUAACCAGAAAUUACUUAGUAUCCAUAAUUAUUUGUUGAACCUCCCAUUUUAAUUCCAUACUUUAUGGAUUAUAUCAAUUGGGAUUUGAAUAAAAUGAAGAGUAUAGUUAAAACUGAUGAGGAUGAUACAACUAGAUAUAUGAAUUUUUAUAGAUAUUUUAAAUUCAUAACAACUAAAAUUUAGCAUAAAUAUUAUAAUGCAAAAGCUCUAGUCAAAAUGUUAAUUGAAAAAUAUUAAAUAGUGCAACGUUUGAAUGAAUUAUCGAUGGAUUUAAAAUAUCAUUUAGAUAAUUAAGUUGGAGAUUUGGCUAGUUAAAGUCUUGAAUAACUAAAGAAACAUGAAUGGGUUCAAUAAGAAAUAGAUUUUGAGAAAUUAAGAUAAAAAUUAUAUUAAAUACGUAAAGAAAGCUUUGAAGUAUUAAUGUUGACUGAACAUGUUGAAGAUAGUGUGUUAUAAGAGACAUCAUUUACAAAUUAACUUAAUUAAUUAAGGGCAGAAUUGGAUCAUUCUUAUGAUUUAUUUGAAGAAUAAAUACUAAUAUAUAUAUUUCAUGAUGUUGCUGGAGUAGAAGCAUGUAUGAAUUAUUUAAUUGAUGAUAUAAUGAAUGAAGAAAUUGAAGAAUUAAAAUUUUUUAAUUCUAUUCCAAAUUUCAUCAAAGAUCUAGAUAAUUUUGGGAUAGAAUUAAGAUAUUUAGUUAAACAUUUAAGAUUGAUUAUCAAAUCUUUGACAGAUAAAACUAAUUAAAAUUUAAUAGACUUAAAUAAAGCACAUAGAUCUUUAGAGAUAGAAGUUAAAAAGAUCAUUGAGCUAUUUAAUGAGAUUCCAGCUAUGGUUACUAAAAUGUAACUUAGCAUUAAUUAAGCAAGAAUUAUAUUAUAAAAGAUUAGACUUCCACAUAAUAAUUAUAGAUCUUAAAACUAAGAAAUUUAUGAUGAAUAUUUGAAAUUAUAAGAGGAAAAUACAAAACUUGAAUAAUUAAUUUAGAAACGUAUCAAUAAAGCUGCAAUCAUAAGUCAAGUAUGUGAAGAGUAAAAGACUAUUCUAUAAUUUGAAAUAACAUAACUAAAAGAGGAGAAUAAGAAUGUUAUUGAACUUUAUCAUUUAUUAUAAGGAAUACAAGAGAAGGAAUUUUAAUUGUCUAAAAUUUAAUCAUAAAGAUCUGAAAUAUGGUAAUAAAUGAAAUAAGUGAAAUCUGAAGAAAUCUAAUAAUUAAAUCAGAGUGAAUUAAAAUAAUUGGAAUAGAAAUGUAUUGAUAUCAUUCGAUAGAUAACAUCAUAUUUUGGUUAGAAUAAAAUGCCUCAUUAAUUUAUAAGAUUAAAACUGUGGGCUGAAUCAGAAUUAAUGGCAUUAAGAAUAAAGUUUGAUGUUCCUAAGAUAAACCAUUAUACUUUGGAUUCUUCUCUAAAAUUAAGAAUUGAGAAACUAGUAAAAUGGGAAUAUAGUGAAGAAUAAAAUGAAGAAUAGAAUGUUUCAUAAUAUAUUUAAUACUUCCACAAUUUAAAUCAAGAUAUCAGUGUAUAAUAACCAGAUAUUGAAAUUGAGUUGGAUAAUUAAUUUGAGUUACUUCAAGAUAAUGAAGAAUUACUUUAAUUAAAUGAGACUUAUACAAUUUGGAAAAAUAUGUAGACAGCUGCAAUAUAUUUGAAUGACGAUUAUUUGUAAGGUCUGCUUUCGUCGCAUGACUAAGAUCGUCUGGUUAAGUUUAGGAAAAAUGUGUCUCAUUUGUAGAUAUUCUUUAAGCUAAUGAAAUAGGAUUAAUAUGUAGGGUAUGUAGGUGAAGUUGAAUAAUUGGCAGAUUUGUUAAUUCAAGGAAGAAAAUUAGAUGCGAAAUCUUUAAUAAAGUCUUCAAGGUUUAUUCCAAAAAAUUACAGAGAGAAUUUACUAAGUGCAUUUUGA
Molecule: messenger RNA, 2264 nt
Organism: Paramecium pentaurelia
Lineage: Eukaryota; Ciliophora; Oligohymenophorea; Peniculida; Parameciidae
Source: the annotation of a GenBank genome assembly